Messenger RNA from Sphaerulina musiva SO2202, 450 nucleotides. RefSeq lists its product as uncharacterized. The transcript is spliced from 3 exons. Lineage: Eukaryota; Fungi; Ascomycota; Dothideomycetes; Mycosphaerellales; Mycosphaerellaceae. The record is from RefSeq and is a predicted model, not a curated record. The coding region runs from base 1 to 450 and encodes 149 amino acids.
AUGGCGAUUGCGCUCAUCAGCUCGAUCGCAGUCGCUGCACCUAUCGACAACAGCCUUAUGAACGAGCUCGCAGAAGCAAGCACUCUCACUGAAAGAAUCAAUGAGAUUGAUCCACGCCAACUGGACAGUGUUACUGGCCUGCUCGCACCCGUCACGGGCGAGGCAGCUCCCGUCUUGAGCGAGGCAGCUCCCGUCUUGAACGAGGCAGCUCCCGUCUUGAGCGAGACAGCUCCAGUCUUGAGCGAGGCAGCUCCCGUUGAAGGUCUCGUCCAAGGUCUCAAGGCACGACAACUGAACAGUCUUCUUACGCCAGUCCAAGGCCUUACAGGCAACUUGGGUGGUGCGCUCCAACCAGUCCAAGGUCUCGCUGGCGGGUUGACAUCUGGUGGUCUCAAAGGACUGGUUCCUAUCCCUGGAAACCCACCGCAAACAAGCUCAACUUUGAUCUAG